AUGGAGUUUAGAAAUGAUCAAUUACAACAACGAGCUUUGAAAAGUAAAAAGGUUCAGUCCCCGUCAGGAAGUCAAUACAAGAAUCACAAAUAUUUAGUUUUCUUUUUUAUCUGGCUGUUUUCCUUACACCUUGGAGGUUUAUUUCUUUUUACUCGAGGUUUUCUUUUAACCCGUUUAGUUUUAGAUCAUAAAAGUAAAUGUUCCGAAACGCCAUUUUUGAAAGGACAAGUCCCAUUAACAACUCUUGAUAGUUGUUGGUAUCCUACCCAGUUCAAAAAAGCUGUCGUAAUCUUAGUCGAUGCUCUUAGGUUUGAUUUUGCCGCUUCUCACACAAAUGAUACUAUUGAUGAGUCAUUUCCCCAUUAUUUAGACAAACUUCCCAUCUUUCACGAACUUUUAAAUUCUCAACCUUCUCAUGCUUUAUUAUUUCAGUUUAUAGCUGAUGCCCCGACCACCACAUUACAACGUUUAAAGGCUCUAACAACUGGAACUUUACCCACCUUCAUUGACGCAGGAAGUAAUUUUGCUGGGUCAUCUAUAGAAGAAGAUAAUUUGAUAGAUCAGCUAUUUAAACAAGGAAAGAAGAUUGCCUUUAUGGGAGAUGAUACUUGGGUGUCACUUUUUCCGGAUCAAUUUGAAAAAAAUAUGACACAUCCAUUUCCAUCUUUUAACGUUUGGGACCUUCACACCGUAGAUAACGGAAUAUUAAAUUUAUUAAUUCCAACUCUGAAACGGGAAAGUUACAGGGAACGUUCAUCCGUUUCUGGAUCAGAUUGGGAUGUUUUGAUUGCACAUUUUUUAGGAGUUGAUCAUUGUGGUCAUCGCUAUGGUCCUGAUCAUCCAGCAAUGUCAGAAAAAUUGAAUCAAAUGAACAUGAUGAUUCGGGAUGUCGUAGAAUCUGUUGAUGAAGAUACGAUCGUUCUCGUCAUGGGCGAUCAUGGAAUGGACCCCAAGGGAGAUCACGGUGGUGAUAGUAAUAAUGAAGUUGAGUCCGCACUGUUUAUGUAUAGUAAAAAGCAACUCACGACAGAUGAGGGUACAACCGCGAUUAUUCAUCGUAUUUUACAAAAGGCUGAUGAUGCUGAUUCACACGGUCGAAAAUCUUUUACAAUGGAUUUUGGAAAAUGGAGAAGCAUACCUCAGAUAGAUUUUAUACCAACUUUCUCAUUAUUACUAGGAUUACCCAUUCCUUUUAAUAAUUUAGGUAGUGUUAUUCCAGAAUUGUUUUUAGUUAGCUCUAAAGAUGGGGAUCACGAUUCAAGUAUCGAGCAAAAAUUGAAAAAUUUAUUGGAUGUGAUGAGACUUAAUGCAGAACAAGUUUAUCGGUAUGUGGUUGAAUAUUCACGACAACAACCAUCUUCCGAGUUAUCAAAAGAAGCACUUCAUGUUUUGAGAGAUUUAUUCGAGCAGGCGGAAGGUCAAUAUGGUUUAUUAGAAGGAUCUUCGGGUGCAUCAUCGGAUGAUUUAGAAAAUUUGAUUGUGCAAUAUCUGAGCUUUUUGAGAAUUACCUUGUCUAUAUGUCGUCGAAUAUGGGCACAAUUUGAUUUGAUUUUGAUGAUUUCUGGAAUUGGUAUUUUGAUAGCAAGUUGUGUCUGCACGUUAAUGCAUAUAUUUUUAGGAAAACGCGAAGCAAUUCAUAUUAGCAAUCAGACGAGCGUCAUGCAUGCUUUAGUUGGAGGGAGCAUUGGUGCAGUUUUAACGAGACUGAGAGUCACGGGGCUUUUACUAAAACCAUUUUUUGGAGAUUAUACCUUUUCAACUAUGGAUUUAAUCAUAUUGAGCGCUUCUUUUGGAUCUGUCUUUGGGUUUUCGUCUCAAUUCAUUAAGUUAUAUUUUUCAUAUCUUAAAUCAUUCAGCUUAAACAAACUUUAUUUUUCACUUGAUACAUUUUUGGCAAUUUUGUUCCUUAUCCUUCACUCGUUAUCAUUUGCAUCCAAUAGUUACACAGUUUUUGAAGAUAGAAUUAGUGUUUGGCUGUUGCAAACAUUUGGAAUUUAUACAUUGAUCAAGGCAUUUAGUAUUCGAAAUAAACGAUUUCGACAAAGAUUGAUAAUGUGUUCGUUCGUAUCAUUGAUGUUGAUACGUAUAGCCGCAUAUUCAACCAUUUGUCGCGAAGAACAACUACCUAAUUGCACCAUGACAUUUUACGAAUCUUCGGAGAAUUCAGUAUCAUCACCGGUCAUAUUACUAGCUUUAGUCGCCUUUUCUGUGAUAAUUCCUUUUAUAAUACGUAGAACCUUAUUGAUUACAAAAAGUUUUAAUGGGGUCGCGCCACUUUGGAUUGAUUGGGCAUUAAGGGCUGGAUUGAUGUUAUCCGCAGCAUAUUGGGUUAUGGAUAACUCGGAUAGUAUGAACCCACCAACUCCCUCCUCCCAGGGCACAAUGAGCAUUUCAGAUUGGGUAAUUAAUGAAAGUUUCAAAUGGGGUAAGAACUUUUUGGUUAGAAUGGCUUUCGGAAUAGCUACUUUAAUUGGACAUCUUGCAUGGUGGACGAAUCCACUAUGUUUAGACUUGGAGAUGAUUAAUAUUGAUGAUAAAUCGAGUAAAUCAACAAAGUUACCCGAGAAAAAUUCCAAAAGAAGCGAUCAACCUGGCCAACGACCUUCACAGAGAGCAGUUGAAAUUUUAGGAUUUGCCAAUUCGUUUGGAGCUUCAUAUUUUAUUUUCUUGACGAUCAUUUAUUUGUUAUUGAUUAUCACUCAACAACCCAUGGGCGGAUUAAUGAUUUCUAUAGCCUUAUGUCAAAUAAUGAUUUCAUUAGAAAUGAUUGAUGCAAAAAGAGGUGGAGGUUUAAUUGAUUCACAAGAUACGACAUUUCUUGACAUAGUUGUCUUUUCAUUGUGUGGAACAUUAUUUUUCUUUUCUACGGGACAUCAAGCUACAAUUCCAUCGAUUCAAUGGUCGGCGGGAUUCAUUGGAAUUGAUGAAGCGAACUUUACAAUAACGCCAAUAUUAGUUACACUUAACUCGUUAUCAUCGCAAAUUUUGUUUACAUGUGCAAUACCUUUAUUGGUAUUUUGGAAUAAAUCACCAUCAACGCUUGGAAAUUCUAUUUAUUAUUCACUUACAACCACCAUAUUAUAUUAUAUUUUAUAUAAUUCCGUAAUAACAACUAGUACGGCAAUAUUUGCGGCAUGGUUUCGAAGGCAUUUGAUGGUAUGGAAAGUUUUUGCACCAAGAUUUAUGUUGGGAGGUAUUAGUUUAAUAUGCGUGGACUUUGUCACGUGCUUUGUCGUUAUUUCUUAUGCUUGCGGCAAGGUUAUGAAAGAGAGCAUACCGAUAUGCUCUUCAUUUCGAGUUCGAGCAGAUAGACAAGAAAUCAUCUAUUACUUGGGAGGUAUGGUAAGGGAGCUAUUGAAACCUUCUACUAGACUUGAGGAAGAAACCUGGAACGUAACUUGUUUUAUCGAAAUGGUGUCUCAGAGGGUCAAUUUCAUCAAGUAUGCAUGUACAGCACUUGAAGAUACAUAUAAACCAUCAACCACCUUUGUAGUCGUACGGAGAGGUCUUCACACUCGCUUAUUAUCUACAGACGUGAGAGAUUCAGAUAGGAUAGGAAACUUUCUUGUUGGUACGGUUGUUGAAUCAACAAUACAAAUCCUUUCGAAUUCGACGUUUAUCUUCAGAGUCGCACUGCAACGCAAGGAACUUCUGCGUCCAACAUAUUAUUACGUAUUGUAUGAUGAAAACCGAUUUGAUCCCGAUUCACUUCAAACCUUAUCAUACAACUUGUGCUAUAUACAUUUGCGCGAUGCAAACGAUUCAUUCACAAGGGAAAAUUGGUAUAUAGAUUCAGAAUGCCUUGGUUCUGUAUCAGCAGAUGUUAAGGUGAAACCUGAAUUACGUACUUUAUAUAGAGAAGAUGGAACAAAUUUUAUCGGUCUAUGA
Funneliformis mosseae is the source of this 3888-nucleotide messenger RNA. The record is from the annotation of a GenBank genome assembly. NCBI's taxonomy places the organism in Eukaryota, Fungi, Glomeromycota, Glomeromycetes, Glomerales, Glomeraceae.